Messenger RNA from Myotis daubentonii (Daubenton's bat), 4985 nucleotides. RefSeq names its product Ras related GTP binding D (gene RRAGD). The record is from RefSeq and is a predicted model, not a curated record. NCBI's taxonomy places the organism in Eukaryota, Metazoa, Chordata, Mammalia, Chiroptera, Vespertilionidae. Gene Ontology annotation, biological process: cellular response to starvation; positive regulation of TORC1 signaling; negative regulation of autophagy. Gene Ontology annotation, molecular function: GTP binding; GTPase activity. Gene Ontology annotation, cellular component: Gtr1-Gtr2 GTPase complex; nucleus; lysosome.
UGACUUGGGUCACGCAGUCUCUCUCCCUCCUCGGGGAGGAACUGCCGCGCUCCGGUUGAGUCCUCCGCCGGCCGGCGGGAGGGGCGGCGAGGGGGCUCCGGGCGCGCAGAGAACCGCGGGACCCAGCCCCGGAGGCCGCCCGCCGGGGGAACUCGCGCCCCCCGCCUCCGCCGGCUCCCGCCGCGGUCCAGACAAAACCCCAAUUCAGAGAGGUUGCGAGCGGCCAGGAGGAGGCUGAGCCCCUCGCCCGGAACUCGCCACCCCCGGCCGCCGCACGGUGGGCGCGAUGAGCCAGGUGCUGGGGAAGCCGCAGCUGGAAGACGAGGACGACGACGAGGAGGAUGAGCUGGUGGGGCUGGCGGACUACGGGGACGGGCCCGACUCCUCGGAUGCCGACCGGGACAGCGGGGCGGAGGAGGGAGUCCUGGACUUCAGCGAUCCCUUCAGCACUGAGGUGAAGCCGAGGAUCCUGCUCAUGGGCCUGCGGAGGAGCGGCAAGUCGUCGAUUCAGAAAGUGGUCUUUCACAAAAUGUCUCCCAACGAAACACUGUUCUUGGAGAGCACGAAUAAGAUCUGCCGGGAGGAUGUUUCCAACAGCUCCUUUGUGAAUUUUCAGAUUUGGGACUUCCCAGGACAGAUUGACUUUUUUGACCCUACAUUUGACUAUGAGAUGAUCUUCCGGGGAACAGGAGCCCUGAUAUUUGUCAUAGACUCCCAGGACGACUACAUGGAGGCCCUGGCCCGACUGCACCUCACGGUGACCAGGGCCUACAAAGUGAACACCGACAUCAACUUCGAGGUGUUCAUCCACAAAGUGGAUGGUCUGUCCGACGACCACAAAAUUGAAACCCAAAGAGAUAUUCACCAGCGGGCAAACGAUGACCUCGCAGACGCUGGGUUAGAAAAGAUUCACCUCAGCUUUUAUCUGACAAGCAUAUAUGAUCAUUCAAUAUUUGAAGCUUUUAGCAAAGUGGUUCAGAAACUAAUUCCACAACUCCCCACCCUGGAGAACUUGCUAAACAUCUUUAUCUCUAAUUCUGGAAUUGAAAAGGCAUUUCUAUUUGAUGUGGUCAGUAAAAUUUAUAUUGCAACUGAUAGCACCCCAGUAGAUAUGCAAACCUAUGAGCUCUGCUGUGAUAUGAUUGAUGUGGUGAUUGACAUCUCUUGUAUUUAUGGUCUCAAAGAAGACGGAGCAGGAACCCCCUAUGACAAGGAAUCAACAGCCAUUAUAAAGCUGAAUAAUACCACAGUUCUUUAUUUAAAAGAGGUGACAAAGUUCCUGGCUCUUGUUUGCUUUGUCAGAGAGGAAAGCUUUGAAAGAAAAGGGCUUAUUGACUAUAAUUUUCAUUGCUUCCGGAAGGCCAUCCAUGAAGUUUUUGAGGUGAGAAUGAAAGUGGUGAAAUCGAGGAAGGUUCAGAAUCAACUGCAGAAGAAAAAAGGAACCACCCCUAAUGGGACCCCUAGAGUGCUGCUGUAGGUGAGGUUUCAGGAACAUCUUUUGAAAUCAGGCGUUUCAGUGAGGCUGCUGCACUGUGUUGCACUAAAGGAAGAGGAAGAAGAGAUUGAGACACAGAAGAUAAAUUUGUUGUAAAAAUAAAAAUCCUGUGACCCUUUUGAUCUUUUCUUUUUUAAAUAAAGCAAGCACUUUGAAGCAAAAACUUGUAUACUAAUAGUGAAGUUAAGUCCACUGUAAUUUCAUGACAUAAAUGUACACUUUUAUGGUCUGUAGUCAGAACACUCCUGUGUGAGAACUGCCAGGAACUGUAUAUAUUUUGCACUUUUUCAUUGAACUAAACUUUGAUAAAACUUUUGUAAGCUUUUUCUGUACUUGGUGUGAAGGACAUGCAUACUGUAGUUCUUAGCUAUGGCAAUCAGAAAUUAAAAAAGUAAUGCAUUAGCAAUGACUUUUAUAAACUUGGGAAUCUUUGCUACCAGUUGUUGAGGAAAAAAAAUCAUUUUUCAGUGGAGAUGGUACAGAUUGGGGCAGCAAGCUGUAGGAGCAAUGAGAACUGUCCCUUGUUUGUAACUAAUAUACUUAAACAGGAGUUUUGAUGAAUAAUAUUAGCACCAAACUUAUCUAAAAAUUUCUAUAGCUUUGGCAGUGCUUCCCUACUCAACAGUUUUUACAAAGCUCUUUACCUCAACACACAUCUCUAUAAUCAUUUUAUACAGAGAGGUGGUUUCUUUUUGCUGUAUUACUGUUCUUUAGUACCUUUGGGACCAGAUUUCCAAAAUGGUGCCGAUCACUGGAGACAAAUAAGAAUGUCAUUGAAUUGCAGGGACUCUGGAGGCUUUUUGUACCUGCCACCCAGGCUAGAGUAACAUCAGAGGACACGUGGUUUCCCAAAUGUAGGUGAUUGACAACUGCAGAUAUAAAAAUAGAUACACAAUUCUGUAUGUUUGGCCCCUGUGAAAUGGGCCUGUUAUUGUGCAGCAUUUGAAAUGUUUAUUUAGGACCAGCUAUUUUUAUUGCUCCAUGAUCACAGAGGACGUCUCAGAUCCCUACCACAGAAUUGAAUCCUGUUGGGCACAUUGGUCACCUUGAGUAAUGUUCUCAUUUGUGACAGUGUACCUUGUAGACUCUGCCUGUUCCUAUCUUACGGCUGAACUAGAGCUCAGCUUGCCAGCAGCAUGCUCUGCACAGCUGAAAAGCCCUCAAGUUCAGUGGGAAGGGGUUGGCCAGAGGAGACAUUACAGUUAGCUAUGUAUUUGUUUUUGUGAAAUUCUCUCACUUAUAUUUACUUUAGACUAAUAGCAAGUUAAGAGGUUCCUAAAUCUACCCCCCACCCCAAACCAUUCCAAGUAGAUAAUCCAAGUAGAUAAUUCUAGGUCUAUCCCAAGGGUUGGUGCCUAAGGCAUGCUUGUGGGUAUUAGAAAAUAAUAUUCUUUUCUUUUAUCAGAGGCUCGUAGGGAUAUCAAAGCUGCUCCUAGCAAAAUGUAUCAAGUUCCUAGCGCAACUUGUCCUUGAAAUGAUCCCACUUCUACCUGUGACUUCUUUCUAUCCUCUCUCCUUCCUCUCCUCAAGUCCUGUUCCUUUGAGGCUGGCAGCUGCAGUUUAAAAUGGCAGCUGCUUGGGAUUUAAGAUUUGAGCCCUCCCAAGAGGCUGUGCAUUUUGGAAGAAAACUUCUAAAAAUCAUGGAAGAGCGCCAACUGCCUCGUAAUUUUUGCUCAGAAACUUGGGUGUAUAGUAUCCUGGGGUUCUAAGGAAGUUUUUUUCCUCUAAUUUCCAGACCUAUAUCCUGUUGGACCUUUGCCAACAGGCCUGGUAUACGAUAGGUGGAUUAUUCUUAUAAAUCUAAUUCUCUCGUUUUUAUGUUUCUUUUUAGAGUAAGCAACAAAGAAUUGCUUUUCUAAUGUGACUUUAUCCUCAAGAUAGAGACAUUUGCCUAUCUGAUAAAUCACACAUUACUUAGGUACAUAUGUAUAUUAUUGUAACCAAGAGGAGCUUCCAUUUUUGAGCUGGGUAUAUCAUGAGUUUUUUAAAAUAGAUUUUUAUUGAUUUUUAGGGAGAGAGGAAGGGAAAGGGAUAGAGAGAUGGAAACAUCAAUGAGAGAGAAACAUCAUCGAUCAGCUGCCUCCUGCAUACCCCUUACUGUGGAUCGAGCCAGCAACCCAGGCAUGUGCCCUGACUGGGAAUUGAACUGGUGACCUCUUGGUUCAUGGGUUGGCAUUCAACCACUGAGCCACACUGGCCAAGCUAUGAUGUUUUUUUGUUGUUAAAAUGUGCCUUAAGAGCCUAUUACUUCAAGAGCAAAUGAUUCUUUUGGGGAAAGGCAAAAUUAAUGCUAUGGCAUAAGGACCCAAGUUCAUGGUACUAAGUGUACUCUUUGAUUCAUCACACACUAAUAUAUAGAUGACUGCCUCAAACCUGUAAGUAUGGCAAUGACCUCUUAUUUAAAGAGAGAUGUAGGAGUUAUGUCUAAGCGUCCAAUGUUUUGAAGUCUAUGCUAUUGAAAUUACAAAAUCUCUCAAUUACUUUUGCAUUUUAAAAAAAUAGAUUUUUGUGUUGACUGCAGAGAGGAAGAGAGAAGGAGAGAAACAUCAAUGAUGAGAGAGAAUCAUUGAUCGGCUGCCUCCUGUAUGCCCCCUACUGGGGAUCAUGCCCGCGUGUGCCCUUGGCCAGAAUUGAACCUUGGACCCUUCAGUCCACAGGCCAAUACUCAAUCCACUGAGCCAAACCUGCUAGGGCUUGCAUUUUAUUUUUGAUAUGGGACUUAGCUUACUGUGAUGUCUAUGGCCACAUUUAGGUCACAAAUCCAAUGCUAUAAAUAUAAAGCCCAAAUACAUGGCUACAGUGACUGCUCUGGAACAUUUUUGCUCAUUUUCAAAGGUUGACAACUUGAUCUAUAGGUUUCUAGGGCAGUUAGAACUUCUAUGUGGAGGUGAGACUCUGUGAAUUACCUAGCAUCUUUGCUUAUUUCCAGUUAUGCAGAUUAGUGUGAAUGACCAGGGUAGAGUGUUUUUGAAGGAAUAUAAAUAAAAAACUGUUGACAUUCAUGGACAGUGUUAUUUUGUGAACACAAUGUAUUUUGGACCCUUAAAUAUGAGAUGACUAAAAACACAGCAAUAUUGUUAUAUACGGGUUAUAUGCUAACUGUUUGAAAUGUACUUCAGAAAAACAGCCAACUGUCUUGAUUAUUAAAGUAUGGUAUGCAUUCAACUUAUAUGGACUGAGUGUAAUUUAUAAUCAAAUAUAGUAUUAAGUUUUACUUUAAAUGAUAGUCAUUUAUAAACCAUUGUUAAAUCAUUGCUUUCACAAAUGUUAACUGCCAACUUAAAAGUUUGUGUCAUAUGCUCAUGAUACGCUAAGCUCUCAUUUUAUUUUAAGCAUAUUCAUAACUAAUCUUUCAGGGAGCGGAAUGGUCUCUUUGGUGAAAAGGAAGUAUGGUCUUCCAUAUUUAUGAGGUUGUUUACCAUACAUGUAUAUUACUGCUAUAUUGGCCUUGCUUGUGGAAAUGAGGAUAAAUCACUCUAUUUAUAUUGGA